This is a messenger RNA of Aphidius gifuensis, 2649 nucleotides long. RefSeq names its product cell division control protein 45 homolog (gene Cdc45). Gene Ontology annotation, biological process: DNA replication initiation; mitotic DNA replication preinitiation complex assembly; double-strand break repair via break-induced replication. Gene Ontology annotation, molecular function: DNA replication origin binding; chromatin binding; single-stranded DNA binding. The coding region runs from base 113 to 1861 and encodes 582 amino acids. The transcript is spliced from 4 exons. NCBI's taxonomy places the organism in Eukaryota, Metazoa, Arthropoda, Insecta, Hymenoptera, Braconidae. The record is from RefSeq and is a predicted model, not a curated record. Gene Ontology annotation, cellular component: DNA replication preinitiation complex.
AGUUUAUUUUAAUUUUUUUUUGUUGUAAAAAAAAAAAGAAGUGUUUUAUCUGAGUGUUGAAGAGAAAAAAUAAAAGAAAAAUUAAUACAAAUGACGUAAAUAAAGGAACAAAAUGUUUGUGGAAAAUCUUAAAACAGAUUUUUAUGAUAUUAUUCAAGGAAAUCGUUGUUUACUUUUGGUGAAUUUUGAUAUUGAUGCAAUUUGUGCAUGUAAAAUACUUCAGCAUCUAUUUAAAAAUGAUAAUAUGCUUUAUACACUUGUACCAGUCCAAGGUAUUCAGGACAUGGUGCAAGCAUACGAAGACAACUGUGAAGAGCUAAAAUAUGUCAUAAUGAUAAAUUGUGGUGGUAUUAUUGACAUUGUUGAUCUUUUAAAGCCACAAGAAGAUUUAGUAUUUUUUGUGGUUGAUAGUCAUCGGCCAUUUGAUGUUUGUAAUAUUUAUUCAGAGGAUCAAAUUAGAAUAUUAAAUAAACCAGAUGAAGAUGAAGAAACACCUGAAUAUCAUGAAAUAUUUAGAGAUGAAUCAGAUGAUGAAGAAAUGAAUGAUGAUGAUGAUAAUAAUGAUGAUGUGGAUGAUGAUAAUGAAGUUGUUAAUUCUGAUGAUGAAGAAAUUAUUGAAUCACGUCAAAGUAAAAGACGAAGACUUAAUGAAGAAGAUAUGAUAAAAAGACGUGAACGAAGAGAAUGGGAACGUAAACGUGAAACAAUAUUAUUUAAUUAUAUGCAAUAUAGUUAUUAUGGUAAAUCAAGUGCUGUACUUGUAUUUGAAAUGGCAUGGAAAAUGUCAAAGGAUAGUUUAGAUAUGGUUUGGUGGGCAAUUAUUGGCUCAACUGAACAAUCAAUAAUUGGAAAAAUUGAAUCAGGAAUGAGUGUAUUUGAAGAAGGUAAUUUACAAGGACAUGUAUCAAGAUUAACACAUCAACAAGGUAUUGAUAUUGAAAAUCAAAGUCAAAGUACUGUUAAAAUAACAUAUGAUAAAGAUUUACAAUUACCAUUAUAUCGUCAUUGGACUGUUGAUGCAAGUAUAAGACAUUCAAUGAUAACAGCAGUAUCAUUACGUUUAUAUUCAUUACGUGGUGAAAAAAGAUUAAAAGAAUUUCUUGUUGAAAUGGGAUUACCACUUGAUCAAGCAAGACAAAGAUUUACAGCAAUGGAUUUAAAUUUAAGACAAGAAUUUCAACAAAUGGUUACAAAUUUAGCAACAAAAUAUAAUGUUGAAAAUAUUAUUGGUACAAGUUUUACAUUACAAUAUGGAUAUAGAUUUAAAUAUUCAUCAUCAGAUGUUGUUUAUGGAAUGUUAGCACUUAUGGAAUCAACAACAAAAGAUAGAACACCACAAAAUUGUUUUCUUGAUGCAUUAGAUUGUUUAUCACGUAUGAAAAAAGAUACACUUGAAAGAGGUAUACAUAAAGCAAAACUUAUGCUAACAAAUAUAUUUAAAACAUCACAAGCUUUAUUAGAAAUGAAACAAGUUACAAAUGCUGGAUCAUUUUUAUAUAUUAUUAUAAAUGAUCGUACAUUGGAUAGUAAAUUAUUUGCACAUCCACAUGCAUUAACAAUGCUUGCACAAUUUACAUUAAGAGCAUAUGUUGAACAAAAAAAAAGUAGACAAAGAAAUGUUAUUGCUUUGCCACUUAUUGCAUCAGCUGUUUUUGAUCCUGAUGAUAAUACUUGUAUUCUUGUUGGUAUACCUCCAGUUGGUGAAGAUCAACCAAGAAGUUUAUUUGGUAGAGCAUUUGAACAAGCAGCAAGAAAUACAAACUCACAAAUUGAAAUGGAUUAUUUUGAUACGACAAUUAUAAGACUGAAAAUAUCAGAACGUCCAAAAUUCCUUGACGCUCUGGCAGCUCUACUAACGUGAGUCACCAUUAUUUUAUUAGUGUGAAAAAAAUAAAAUAAUAAUAUUUAUAAUUAAAUCAUCAUUAAAUCAAUGAGCUAGAUGUGAAAGAAUCAAAAAAUAUUUCACGAUCAACAUCAAUUGUUGUUUUAAUUUGAUCGGUAAAAAAAUUCUUAUCAUUUUUUUUUUUAAUUUAAAUUAUCAUUGAAUUUCUACAGUUUAAAUAAAUUAAAUAUAUAAUAUUUUUUAUUCUGUAGAAUGUUGUAAAUAACAUUUAGAUAAAUUUAAUUUUUUAGUUAUUGAUAAUUAUAAUUUAUUUAGGAACAGAAAAAAAAUAAUAAUGAUUGAUUCAAUCAGUCAAAAUUAAUUUUGUUUUUUUAAAUUAAUUACCGAUUAUUUUUUUAUUUUUUUUUCAUCGGGUUUGGAUCGACAUUUACAUUUUUUUUUUUUAAUUAAAUAAGGUUUUAAAAAAACUUGACAAUAAUUCAAAUAGUUUUUAACGUAUUUAUUAAAUCAUUGCUAUUUUGCAAAUAACUUGAAAUGAAAAAGAAGAAAAAAAAAAAACAAAUUAAAUUGUAAAAAAAGUUAGUGUUGCGUUUUGUAAAUAAUUUUAUCGUUUAAGAGUGAUACUAGUAAUUAAGUAAUUAAGUUGUGUGUAUUAGUUUUUUUUUUUUUUUUAAUUGAAUCAAUAGAUAGCUUUUCAAACGAAUUAAUUUUAAGAUGAACAUGCUAAAUAAUAAUAAUAACUUUUUAAACAACAACAAAAAAAAACAAUCAUAAUAAUAAUAAAUAAUGAAUUGACAAAUAAUGAA